Myotis daubentonii (Daubenton's bat) is the source of this 2214-nucleotide messenger RNA. It is a transcript of the gene F12, whose product is annotated as coagulation factor XII. Gene Ontology annotation, cellular component: rough endoplasmic reticulum; extracellular region. NCBI's taxonomy places the organism in Eukaryota, Metazoa, Chordata, Mammalia, Chiroptera, Vespertilionidae. Gene Ontology annotation, molecular function: calcium ion binding; serine-type endopeptidase activity. The record is from RefSeq and is a predicted model, not a curated record. Gene Ontology annotation, biological process: blood coagulation; zymogen activation.
CUCCACUUCCCAGGCCUCAGAGACCUUUGGCCAACUCUAUUGAUCUGGACUCCUGCGUAGGCAGGUGGACAGACGGACAGACGCCAUGAGGGCUCUGCUGCUCCUGGGGUCCCUGGUGGUGAUCCUGGAACCAGCGCUUAUGACCCCACGUUGGAAAGACCUCAAGGUGCCUAAGCCGGUAGAAGAUGGACACACAGUGGUUCUCACUGUCACUGGGGAGCCCUGCUACUUCCCUUUCCAGUACCGCCGGCAGCUGUAUCACCAGUGCACCCGCAGGGGCCGAAUUGGCCUCCGGCCCUGGUGUGCCACUACCCCCAACUUUGACCAGGACCAACGAUGGGGAUACUGCCUGAAGCCCCAGAAAGUGCAAGACCACUGCAGCACACACAACCCCUGCCAGCGGGGCGGCACCUGUGUAAACAUGCCAGACGGCCCUCGCUGCAUCUGUCCAGAACACUUCACGGGGAAGCACUGCCAGAGAGAGAAGUGCUUCGAGCCCCAGCUUCUCCAGUUCUUCCACGAGAAUGAAACAUGGCAUAGGCUUGAGCCGGCAGGCGUGGCCGAGUGCCAGUGCCAAGGCCCCCAAGCCCACUGCAAGCCCCUGGCCAGCCGGGUCUGCAGCAACAACCCAUGCCUCCACGGCGGCCGCUGCCUCGAGGCGGAGGGUCGCCGUCUGUGCAGUUGUCCCGAGGGCUACGCGGGACGCUUCUGCGACGUGGACAAAGAGGCCAACUGCUACGAGGGCCUUGGGUUCGGCUACCGAGGCGCUGCUGGGACCACGAUCUCGGGCGCGCGGUGUCAGUCUUGGUCGUCGGAGAUCACUUACCAGAACCUCACUACAGAGCAAGCACUGAAUAGGGGACUGGGCCACCAUGCCUUCUGCCGGAACCCAGACAAUGACACCCAGCCGUGGUGUUUCGUGUGGAGCGGCAACCGGCUGAGCUGGGAAUAUUGCGACCUAGCACGAUGCCAAACCCCAACCCUAGCAGCGCCCCAGACCCAGUCUCCAUCACGGGGACCCCUUAUGCGUCUGGAGCCCCCCCUACCCUCGCGUUCAGCAUGGCCAGAGCCUCAGGUCACGACCCAGACCCCAGGUAACUGGGAAGGGGCAGGAAGACCAAACAGAGAGCGCACGGGGCGAGCUACGUUACAGCCACUCGUGGGUUUCCCUGUCCUCAACCUGGGCUCCUCCACAGCCUUGGGCGCGUUGCCGGAGCUGCCCCCCGUGCUCUGGGAGGAGAUGCCGGAGCUGCCCCUCAAGGGCGGAGCCGGCCCGGCCACCUGCGGACAGAGGCUCCGGAAAGGGCUGUUCUUCCGGAAACGCGUCGUCGGGGGACUAGUGGCGCUGCCCGGCGCGCACCCCUACAUCGCCGCGCUGUACUGGGGCCACAGUUUCUGCGCCGGCAGCCUCAUCGCCCCUUGCUGGGUGCUGACCGCAGCUCACUGCCUGCAGAACCGGCCGGCGCCGGAGGAGCUGAUUGUGGUGCUGGGCCAGGAGCGCCACAACCAGAGCUGUGCGCAGUGCCAGGUCCUGGCCGUGCGCGCCUACCACCUGCACGAGGACUUCUCACCCGUCACCUACCAGCACGACCUGGCGUUGCUGCGCCUGCAGGAGAGCCAGGACGGCCGCUGCGCGCGCCCGUCGCCUGCCGUGGGGCCCGUUUGCCUGCCGAGCGGCGCCGCUCGCCCCGCCCAGCCCGAGGCCGCGCUCUGCGAGGUAGCCGGCUGGGGCCACCAAUUCGAGGGGGCGGAGGAAUAUGCCAGCUUUCUGCAGGAGGCGCAGGUGCCGCUGAUCCCUCAAGAGCACUGCUCGGAUCCUGAUAUGCACGGCAACGCCUUCUACCCCGGCAUGCUCUGCGCUGGUUUUCCCGAGGGGGGCACCGACGCGUGCCAGGGUGACUCCGGGGGUCCGUUGGUGUGUGAGGAGGACGAAGGGCGUCGGCUCACCCUGCGAGGCAUCAUCAGCUGGGGCUCGGGCUGUGGCGACCGUAACAAGCCGGGUGUGUACACCGAUGUGGCCAACUACCUGACUUGGAUCCGUGAGCACAUGGCUUCCUGACCGCCCAGGAACUCCUCUUUUCCUCCUCGGUGGUUCUGGAAUGGGAGGAUGGCUGGGCCCGAUCCUGGACCGCAAGGAUGUGUUCCAGCGCCGUCAGUCCGUCAGUCCGGCCCCAGGCACGGAGUAAACACUCAAUAAAGUGCUUUGGAAAUGCU